Pyricularia pennisetigena is the source of this 2106-nucleotide messenger RNA. RefSeq lists its product as uncharacterized. Gene Ontology annotation, molecular function: catalytic activity. Bases 1 to 2106 code for a protein of 701 amino acids. The transcript is spliced from 4 exons. The record is from RefSeq and is a predicted model, not a curated record. Lineage: Eukaryota; Fungi; Ascomycota; Sordariomycetes; Magnaporthales; Pyriculariaceae.
AUGUCAUACCUCGACUUCUUGUAUUCCGUGGGCGACUUUGCGCAUCAGCUCUUUGUCGUGUUUCCUUAUAGCGCUUAUACUAUACCACGAUCCGGGUCGACUCUCUUACCACCCGACAAAAGAAUGAACCUCAAGGCUGCCGAGACAGAGGCGGCUUCGGCGGACAACCGCCCGGAACCUCAGCUCAACUCCGAAAGCAGAAAGUCGCUGCAGCAGGAGGAAUCGCACAGGGCUCUCGUAUCGACUAAGCCGCCUCCUAAGGGUUUUAGUGACGAGAUCUUCCGUUUGUGCACGGCUCCGGAGGACGUGUCGUCGGUGCUGGCUUCCAACCCCGAGACGACGCCAAAUGCGGCAUGGGAGCAGCUCUACGGCAAGGGCUCGGACUCGGGCCCGGGUGUUACACACGCCAUUGUCAACGGGGCGCCGCCGCUAGAAAGGCUGGAGAGGGCGGCUAGGUGUGGGAAAUGGGGCGAGAACAGGCCUAGUGAUUUGUUCCUCGAGAUGUACCAUGAUGCAUUGGCGACUCUCGAUGAGGACCCGAGUCAAGGAGUAGUUAGCCCGUCACUCAUGGGCAGCAACGGCGUUAUGCCGCUCACAAUCAUCUCUACCAUACCCGACAUCGUGCGGCAUAUGGCGAACCUCAUCGUCGCCGCCGAGCAUGACGUUUUCAUUGCAACCAACUUUUGGCAGAAUAGCGAAGCAUCCAAAUAUAUCACCGAAGCUAUCAGGGAGCUCUCCAGGCGGGCCGAGGGGCGUGACGACAAGGUUGUGGUCAAGAUAAUGUACGACCGCGGCUCGGUGCGGCAAGUCUUUGACCAACAUCACAUCGUCCCGGAGAAGGAUUACGCAGGAAAGGCAGUGUGUCUUCCGAAAGCCAGCGAAAUUCCAAACGUCGACUUGGAGGUCAUGAAUUACCACAACCCGCUGCUGGGAACGUUCCAUGCCAAGUACAUGGUCGUGGACAGGAGGAUUGCCCUCUUGCAGAGUAACAAUAUCCAGGACAAUGAUAAUCUUGAGAUGAUGGUGCAUCUGGAGGGACCGAUCGUCGAUUCCAUCUAUGACAUGGCACUGCUGAGCUGGAGCAAGGCUUUGACGCCGCCACUGCCGACUGCGGACAAACCGGCAGCGAUGGAGACUCCCCGAUGCUUCGAUAGCCAGGGCGGCACAGAGGAGGGGGAGGAGGAGGAGGCGGAGGCGGCACAAAACGGAUACAACCACAGCACACCAGACGAACCAUACCCCGAACACACGACGAGCGACCCGCACUACGACGCCACCAUAUCCGCCGAGGUGCGCCGGGUCCAGGCAUCGGUGACGCCGCUGCCGGGCGAGUCGCGGCGCGCGGCGGUCACGAAGCACCUCAACCACACGACGAACCGGGGCUUCACCCCGCCGGCGGAGCACCUCGUUCCGGAUAGCGUCGUGGGCGAGGACCCGGAGAAGAUCAUGACGCCGUACGUCAAGCACCAGCCGCACCAGCCGUUCCCCAUGGCCCUGGUGAACCGCCCGCCGUACGGGCCGCCCAAGAACCACGACGUCAAGAACCCCCAAAACGCGGCGUGGCUGGCCGCCCUCCGCUGCGCGACGCGGUCCGUCUUCAUACAUAGGUGGUUGAAAAAAAAAAAGGGCGAGCUCCUUCCAAUGCAGGGCGGCCACAACGAAAUGAUAGCGCACCGGCUCCACACGGCGCUCUCGGACGAGGCGCGGCCUCGGCUGCACUACCACUGGUACGUGGCCAAGGACGCGACGGCGCCGCUGCACCAGGGCAAGCGGCAGCGGUCGUGCCACAUCAAGCUGCUGGUCGCCGACUGGCAGGUAGCCGUGGUCGGCAGCGGCAACCAAGACACGCAAAGCUGGUGCCACAGCCAGGAGGUGAACGUGCUCCUGGACCUGCCGGGAGAGAUCGCGGAGCAGUGGAGGGAAGCGCUCGAGGUCCGCAAUCAGAACACGGGAUUGUACGGGGCCGGGAGCAAUGAGGACGGGGUCUGGAAGGACUCGGAGGGCAGGGAGGCGGACGGCGCGAUCGGGAUCGAUCCGGGCAAGUUUAGCUGGGGAAAGGGGAUUGUGGGGGCGGUCAAGAGGUUGAAGGGGACGGGGGGCUUUUGA